Messenger RNA from Ectocarpus siliculosus, 132 nucleotides. Lineage: Eukaryota; Phaeophyceae; Ectocarpales; Ectocarpaceae. The record is from the annotation of a GenBank genome assembly.
AUGAAGCUCACGCACAACCACAGCGUCGACCGCAAGGCCAUCGACGUCAAGCUUCGCCUCGCAUCAAAACUAACGGAGGAGCAGCUGGGUCAAGUGAAACAGAUGACAACCCCCGAUUCAGAUUCCACGUAG